Molecule: messenger RNA, 3397 nt
Organism: Lutzomyia longipalpis
Lineage: Eukaryota; Metazoa; Arthropoda; Insecta; Diptera; Psychodidae
Product: sodium-coupled monocarboxylate transporter 1-like
Exons: 6
Coding region: 378-2474 (698 amino acids)
Biological process (GO): transmembrane transport; sodium ion transport
Cellular component (GO): membrane
Molecular function (GO): symporter activity
Source: RefSeq, a predicted model, not a curated record
AGUGUGAUCUUGGAGUUCAAACACAACGGACGCGAUUGAUCACUCCGUCUGGUUAUUUUUUUUAAUCAUUCUUCACCAAGGAAGAUUGUUUAAAGUUUAUUCUGUUAAAAAUAUAAUUUUUUCGUUUGAAGGAAAAAAAAAGCAGGGAUAAAGUUCUUUUUCUCCUACUUAUAAAUAAACAUUUUUCCCCAAUAAAAAUUCAAUAAUAUUUCCCAAGGUGUAAAUGUUAAAAAAUAUUUGAAAACUUUCGAGGCCUAAAUAGUGGUGAAAUUUUUUUUAAUAUAACUACUCAAAGUGAAAACUCCCGCAGUGUUGAGUGGUGACCAAUCGGAAAAGUAAAACGUCUCUAAAGAAAUCUUGCAGUUUUUGUGCAAAAGAUGGCUCGGACUCUUGGAUCCCUAACAUGGGACUACAUAGUAUUCUUCGUCUUCUUGAUAUUCUCCUCCUUGGUCCCUCUUUGGAGCAGAAUUUUCGGCAAGACACGCGACAAUACAAAAGCAGAUUUUGUAUUUGCCGUUGGCAAAGUCCCAAUUCUCGCCAUGAUGCUGUCCAUUGCACGUGGAACACUUGGCGUGAGAGCUUUCUUGGGAUUCCCGAGUGAAUUAUUCUACAGAGGAUCAGCCAUGUGGGAGACGCUAUACGGCAUGGUGACGGCCUAUCCCGUAGUUCUAUUUGUCUUCAUCCCCGUGUACUAUAGUUUAGGAAUAACAUCUAUUUAUCAGUAUUUAGAUCUUCGAUACAACAGUCGUCUCGUGAGAUGCUUGGCCUCUGUAUCGUUCAUCAUAAGGCAGGUCCUUGCUUUGGGCGUCACAGUCUACACGCCAAGUGUAGCCCUCAAUACAAUAAUUGGUGUGCCUUAUUGGAUGUCCCUUGUUGGCAUAACUGCUGUGGCGAUUCUUUUCACAAUUCUGGGAGGCUUUAAAGCUGCAAUAACAGCCGAUGUAAUUCAGGGUAUAACUAUGAUUGCUGUUUCUAUAGCCAUAAUCAUACAGGGUGUCUAUGAGACGGGUGGUCCGGUUAAAGUGUUCAACGUGGUUAAAGAUGAGGGACGCCUUAAAUUCUUCAACUUCACAGGAGAUUUUACAGUGCGCGUGGAUACAUUGUCUGCCUGGUCAGGACAGCUCUUUAUGUCUCUGAGCCAAUUUGGUUGCUCACAGAAUUUCGUACAACGCUACCUCAGUCUCAAGACAUUCGCCGAAGUGAAGAAGACGAUGCUGUCCAACAUUCCCAUGGUCACGAUCCUAUUCUCACUUUCAUGGAUCGUAGGAAUGGGAGUAUUCUCAACCUAUGUGAACUGUGAUCCCCUCAAAGCGGGCUACACGAAGAAAAUGGAUGAGAUCCUGCCAUUCUUUGUCGAGGAUAAAUUCUCAUACCUCCCAGGAUUUUUGGGGCUCUUCGUAGCGUGUAUUUUCAACGGAGCCCUCAGUAUUGGUGUAUCGAAUAUUAAUUCCCUCGCCACGGUAACAUGGGAGGAUUUCCUGGCACCCUUGCCACAGUUCAAGGGCUUCACAGACAAACAGGAAGUCAACACUAUCAAAUUCCUUGGAUGUGUGUACAGCAUAAUUAUCUUAGGGGUGGCAUUUGGUGUGGGACUCCUCUCGGGGGUGAUUGAAAGUGCCAUGAUAAUGACCUCUGUUACCUCUGGACCUCUUCUUGGUGUCUUCAUACUUGCCAUGAUCUUCCCCAUGUCAAACUGGAAGGGAGCUGCUGCGGGCAUGAUUGCUUCCAAAGUAAUCUGCUUCUGGUUGGCUCUUGGUAGCUUUACUGUGAAUUCAACACAACCUACUGACCUGAUGCCAACGUCCACAGAUGGAUGCUCAAAUGAUACCUUUUCUCAAGGAAUUUCAAAAUCUUCAUCAUCGUGGUUACUCAAUAAUAUGCCCUUGGAAGUGGGAUGGGAUAUGCAAAAUGCUUCCUAUGUUCCCGCAAUGGCUGCUCCUGUGCAUGAUCCAACUACCCUGCAGACUUUCUACUCAAUAUCCUACAUGUACUGGGGCAUCAUUGGAACUUUCGUAACCGUCUUUGUGGGAAUAGUCGUGAGCUGGCUGACUGCAUCCAAGGAUGAUGCAUACGAUUCAAAACUCCUCUUCAAACCAGCACUUAGAUUGUCCCAGUGCAUGCCCGGCAAGGCACGUGAGUACAAAGAUCAGCCUCCAAAGACUGAUUCGUGUCUAGUGAAGGACCAAAAAACUCCGCUUCCGGGUGAGAAGGAUAAUUUUGCGUUUGAAAUUGAAGAUCUCAGUGUGGGGAAUGAGAAGAAGAAAUUCAAUGGUUCCACCAAGGCAAUAAUCGAAGACGUCCAGAAGUUCGAUAAGUACAGUGAGGAAAAAUUGCCACCAAUAAAAAUUUCCAUUGAUAAGGAAAUGGAAAAUGGCUUAGAAUCUGUUCAAAUUAAAAAUUUAGUAGCUGACAAUAAGGCAAAUAUGCCAAAACCAUUGGAAUUGUACAAACGUAUCGAUGAGAAUGGUGUCUGAUUGCAUGAAAUGAAUCUAAAAAAGUGAUUCUCAAAAUAUUUAAAAAGAAAAUUCCACUAUUUCAAUGACUUUCCAUGUGAUUUUUUGUUCUUAUUCGUAAAAAUAGUAAAUCGAUAGUUAUUUUACAGUGAAAUUAAAUUAUUCUACUAAAUGCCUCAAAUGAAAUUUAUAUAAUUUUUGGUCAAGAAAAUGGUAAAGUCGAACUUAUUGACUGUGAUUUUCAAGACGAAUUCUUUUUGUGCUCUAACACAGUAUAAUGCAUGCGAAAUAUUCACAUAAAACUCUUUCUUAAGUAUUAAGUUCUUCAGAAGAUUUAAAGGGACUUUAGUCUCAGUGAGGUUUAAUACUUUGCGGAGGAUUUGCUUCAUUCUUGUGCCUAAAGUUGCGAAUUUGUCUUUAUAGAUUUUUUUUUAAAGUGAAAUAUCUGUACAGAAAAAGUCACGUCUUUAGAGAUAAAAACGAGGAAAAAGCUCCUAAUACGUGAGGAUUAAAAUCUUGAGCCUAUUAGUGGCAUUACUAAAUGCUAGUCCCCGUUAAUUAAUUUAUUUAAACCCACUAAAACAGUAGUUAUCUCAAUUUUAAAAUGACUGACUUCAAACUAAACUUUUUUAGAAUAUAAUUUCGCAUUUUCUAAAUAAAAAAUAACAAAUAAAAUAUUAGUUUUGUUAAUAAAAAAAAAUCAACGACAAAAUUAUCAUCUAAAAAUGAUUUGUGAGCAUUUUGCAUUGUACUGUGUAUUGAUUUAGUUUUUAGCCUCAUGAAAUGAGGAUAAUCCUCAGUCCUGAGAUUAAUUUUAGCAUAUAUACCUAAUUUAAUCAUAGGUAGACGAUUUUCAUUAUAUAAUUUAAUUUAAACAUUCCACGUCGUACAAAGGACGAGAAUAAAUUCAAAACAAUUCUAUAAUUGUCUGUAAAUCUUUUUUU